Molecule: messenger RNA, 689 nt
Organism: Aspergillus wentii DTO 134E9
Lineage: Eukaryota; Fungi; Ascomycota; Eurotiomycetes; Eurotiales; Aspergillaceae
Exons: 2
Coding region: 183-605 (140 amino acids)
Source: RefSeq, a predicted model, not a curated record
UUCUCAGAUCCAACAUCGACGCGUGCCCGUGACUGCAGAACCAGUGCCAUAUCUAUCUGGGAUUGAUUAUUCCUCAAUACCUUCCAGCAUUCCACUCAGUCGUUUUGAGGCCUAGCUCAGGCAAUGUCGUCGAUCCCGACUCUACCUUUACGCUCGUCUCUGCUGGGUUGAGCCCGGCUUGUAUGGCUUAUCGGGAGCAUUCCCAUGUCUGUGUUGACAGUACGGAUGAUGCAAGCCAUGACAUCACCGACUCUCAGUCCAGUCUCUCCGUCCACCCUGAGCAGCAUCCAACAGACAGCUCUUUGGUCGACCUUACAAUUGACUUUGGCCCACAACAAGAACAAAACGAAGCAAUCAAAGGGGGGAAGAUCAACCGUUCCAAGUGCAAAUGGGAAGUUGCACCUAUUCGAAAUUUUUUCAAUCGAGAUACUGACUUGAUGAGACACAUCAAACACAUCCACGUUUCACCUCGAACAUACUCAUGUAAUAUCAAUAGAUGCCGCAAAUCAUGCAGCAGGAAGGGCAACUUGAUGCAACAUAUUAGAACUCACCAGAAGUCACACCGAGCCCAGCUUGACUUGGUUAAUGGGUCUAGUGUCGAAUAAUCCACUCCAUUUCAACCAGUUGUUCUGUCUGCCUGGAUAUAAGCAGUGCCAACCUGCAGUAUCAUCGUUCUAUAUGCCUUCUGG